This is a messenger RNA of Hordeum vulgare subsp. vulgare (domesticated barley), 1712 nucleotides long. RefSeq names its product indole-2-monooxygenase-like. The record is from RefSeq and is a predicted model, not a curated record. The coding region runs from base 53 to 1576 and encodes 507 amino acids. NCBI's taxonomy places the organism in Eukaryota, Viridiplantae, Streptophyta, Magnoliopsida, Poales, Poaceae. The transcript is spliced from 3 exons. Gene Ontology annotation, molecular function: iron ion binding; monooxygenase activity; heme binding.
CAGAUGGAGCUUUGCAAUGACAAACUAAGCUGCACGAAGUAAUUUAUUUACCAUGUCGUGGUUUCUGUUGCUCUUCCCCCUCUCCCUCUUGUUUGUGCAUUACUGGUUCACUGGGAAGACAUGGAAGAAACAGAAGCAUGAGGCAGAAGACUGCCUCCCGCUCCCACCUUCGCCGCCGGCACUGCCCAUCAUCGGGCACCUUCACCUCAUCGGCUCCCUCCCGCACGUCUCCCUCCGCGGCCUGGCCAGGAGGCAUGGCCCUGACGUGAUACUCCUCCGCCUUGGCGUCGUUCCGACGUUCGUCGUGUCGUCGGCACGUGCCGCGGAGGCGGUGCUGCGCACACACGAUCACGUCAUGGCGUCACGGCCCCGCUCCCUCGUCAACGACAUCAUCAUGUAUGGUGCGUCCGACGUCGCCUUCGCGCCAUAUGGCGAGUACUGGCGGCAGGCGAGGAAGCUUGCCACCACCCACAUGUUGAGCGCUAAAAAGGUGCAGUCUUUCCGUGGCGCCAUCAUGGAGGAGGUGAGCGCAGUGAUGGCCAAGAUCAGCGACGCCCCCGCAGUUGGUGGUACUGUGGACAUGAGCGAGCUCCUCAGGUCAUUCGCGUAUGACAUGGCUUGUCGCAUCGUCUCAGGAGAGUCCUCCAUGAAAGAAGGACGGAGCAAGCUGUGUGGGGAACUUGCCAACGAUACAUCACGGCUGCUAGGAGGGUUCAAUGUGGAGGAGUACUUCCCAAUAUUGACUAGGGUAGGAGUGCUUAAAGGGGCAGUUUGUGCAAAGGCUGAGAGAGUGAGGCUUAGAUGGGCUGAUUUUCUGGAUAAGUUGAUUGAUGAUAAUAUGAGCAAGGGCAAGUCAACAUUUGAUCAUAAGGGUGGCAACUUCUUAGAUAUCCUACUUUCUGCUCAGGAGGAGUAUGGUCUCACAAGAGAUCACAUAAAAGCUCUAUUAACGGAUGUAUUUUUUGGCUUAACAAGCACGUCAUCUAACACCCUCGAAUUCACCUUGGCCGAGCUCAUGAGGAGGCCAUCCCUGAUGGGGAAGCUACAAGACGAGGUGAGGAGUAUCGUACCCCUGGGACAAGAAACCGUCAUUGAAACCGACAUCAACAAGAUGGCGUACCUCAGAGCAGUUAUAAAGGAGUCACUCCGGUUGUAUCCUGUUGCGCCUUUCCUUCCUCCACACCUUGCCAUGGGUGAUUGCAACAUCGUUGGCUACAUGGUUCCUGCUGGAACGCACAUCCUCGUUAAUGUAUGGGCCAUUGGUAGGGACUCCAACUCGUGGGAGGACGCAGAAGAGUACAUACCAGAAAGAUUCAUAGACGAAGGCAACGCUGUUCAUGUCAACUUCAAGGGGAAUGACUUUCAGUUCUUGCCGUUCGGGGCAGGACGAAGGAUGUGCCCUGGUAUAAACCUCGGAAUCACUAAUGUCGAGCUUAUGUUGGCGAAUCUCAUAUACCAUUUUGAUUGGGAACUGCCAGUCGGGGUUGACAGAAAAGACAUUGAUAUGGCAGAGGUGUUCGGGCUAACCAUGCGUCGGAAGGAGAAACUGCUAUUAGUUCCCAAAUCACGCAUGUAGCCACAAGAAAUAAAAUAGAAUCUAAAUAUUUUGUGUUAUGUUGUUGCUACUAAAUAAAUAGGAAGUCCUGCUUGUUGUAAAUUAGUUUCAAAAGUUUUUAUCGAUGGCUAAAUAUUUUUGUCCUAUGUCGUUUCAA